AUGUUUCCUUCUAGUUUCGGUAGUUAUAGCUCUUACCCUUGUUACCCUUCAUCUUCUUCUUCUUCACCAUACCCUCCUUUCCCUUUCUUUAACCCUGAAAACAAUAAUAAUGGUGCUAAUAAUUCAAACAACAACAACAGCAACAACAACAACACUUUCCUUCAUGAUCCAAUUUCUAAUAAUGCUACUACUACUACUACUGUUAUUCCUUACCAUCAUCAUGCUCCAACAAUCCCAGAAAGUGCACUGAUGACGAAUUUGGCAGUGGCUGAUGCAAUGUUCAAGCAAGAGUACUUCACUGCUGCUGCUGCUGGUGGUUCUUCACACCAUCAUCAUCACCAUUAUGGCAUGUCAAGUUUGAUAACAAAGAGGCCAGCACCAAAGAAAGAUAGGCACAGCAAGAUUCACACUUCUCAGGGCUUGAGGGACAGAAGGGUGAGGCUUUCUAUUGAGAUUGCACGCAAGUUCUUUGAUCUUCAAGACAUGUUAGGGUUUGAUAAGGCCAGUAACACUCUUGAGUGGCUCCUAACAAAGUCAAAGAGAGCAAUUAAGGAGUUAGCUAGAAGCAAGAACAGUAGCAGUGGUAAUAACAAUGGUGGGGUUGCCAAUAACAGCUUCUCUUCUUCCUCUUCUGAUGGGGCUGAUGAUGAUGAAGUUGAUUCAGUCAUCAACCAACAACAACUCACUGAUAAUAUUGAUGGUACUCAUGAACAAGGGGGUGUGGAUUCAUUGGAGAGGAGGCUGAGAAGGGAUCAACAGAAGGAGGAAGAAUCAAGGGCAAAGAUGAAGGAAUCAAGGGAAAAAGCAAGGGCAAGAGCAAGGGAAAGGACUAGUAGCAAGAUGUGCAACAGUGAGAAGGUGCAAGACUUGAAGAAGAAAAGCCCUGCAAUGGUAAUGGAAGAAGAUCCUCAGAUUCUAAUGCAGCAUCAACAAUUGAGGGCACCAAUGAUUCAACCUCUUGAGGAAUCUUCAAUGAGAUCAUCACCAAAGCUGUUUCAGCCUCAUCAUCUUGCAGCAGCAGCAGGAGGAGGAGGAGGAGGAGGAAGUAGUGAAGUCCCCAGAGAUGAUUUCAAUGUUAUUGAGGAAUCCAUUGUGAUAAGGAGAAAGUUGAAGCAAUCUUUGAUGUCUUCUUCUUCUUCUUCUUCCAAUAAUAAUCACCAUCAAAAUCAUAAUGUUAUCCCUAAAGAAGCAACAAACUUCAACAACAACAACAGUGACUACCACUGCUUUCCCAAUUUAUCAUCACCAAAUUGGGAAGCUAAUGCUUCUGCUGCCACUAAUAAUGGCCGCUCCAAUGUUUGCACAAUAUCAAGCAUGAAUCUGUCUACAAGGCUUCAGAUCUUUGGAAAGUCUUGGGAAGAGUGCACCAAUCCCCACCUAUGAUUAUAAGUAUGUUAGUUAAUUUUUCAGCAUUAUAUCUCUCUCUGAUCUGAAUGAAUGAA
This is a messenger RNA of Arachis duranensis, 1442 nucleotides long. Its product is annotated as transcription factor DICHOTOMA-like. The record is from RefSeq and is a predicted model, not a curated record. The transcript has 3 exons. NCBI's taxonomy places the organism in Eukaryota, Viridiplantae, Streptophyta, Magnoliopsida, Fabales, Fabaceae. Gene Ontology annotation, biological process: regulation of secondary shoot formation. Gene Ontology annotation, molecular function: sequence-specific DNA binding; DNA-binding transcription factor activity. Bases 1 to 1383 code for a protein of 460 amino acids. Gene Ontology annotation, cellular component: nucleus.